AGUACCAGGCGAUUGAAGGUGAAAAUGGAAGAAUACUUGCAAUGCAUGAAGACUCUGCGCUCUCAGAUGAACGAUGUGGAGGAUCAAGCGGCAACAAUAUCCGCUGAAGAGCAGAUGCUUCUCACUACCGUUCAGACGCUGGAAGGAGACCUCAGUUCAGUGAAAAGGCAGACACUUCAGAUCAAGGAGGAAACUGACAAAAUGGUGAAGGAAAAGGGAGAAAUCUGCUCCUUGAUCUUGCAGAAACAGAGAAAAUUUUCCACUUUGGAAGCUAAUUUGUCCUCCCUCUAUCAGACAUUGGAUCUUAUUCAACAAGAAAGAGGGAACUUGUCAGUAAAACUUUCAGAGAAGAGAAAAUACUAUUCCACUGCUUUUGAGAAUAUCACCAAUCAGUUGAAAGAGCAACAGCGUUGGAUGGAUGAUCACAAGUAUUCCUCAUUGAUUGGAGAGAAUUCUCAGGAAAGUGAUACAACUUACAAGAAACCUGAUGAACUUGAAGGUAAGGGAAUUCGGUAGUGCAUUCUCAAAUUGACUUUAAGGAACUGUUCCUUAGCAUCUGCUACACCAUACCAGAGUUGUGCAUAGGUAUGAUAAUGCGGAGUAUGUUGUAAUAAAUCACUACAUGUCAUGCACUGUGAUGGAACUUAAUCCACACGGUGCUAUCAGUCCCGUGACAUCAGUGAUCGACUGACCAGAGACCAACUAAAAAAGAUCUAAAGUGUUG
Cuscuta campestris is the source of this 724-nucleotide messenger RNA. The record is from the annotation of a GenBank genome assembly. NCBI's taxonomy places the organism in Eukaryota, Viridiplantae, Streptophyta, Magnoliopsida, Solanales, Convolvulaceae.